AUGAAGUUAGUCUUGACGCUGGUAUUGACUGUCCUUUUGGGCCACAGCAUAGAGUGCAGACCACUACUCAGGACUCAUGAGAGAAAGACCUUCAACAAGCUGCUGGUCAUCUCCUUUGACGGCUUCAGAUGGAACUAUGACCAGGAUGUGGAAACUCCAAACAUGGACAAGUUGGUGUUAGAGGGGGUGAAGGCCAAGUACAUCACCCCACCAAUGAUCACCAUGACCUCGCCAUCUCACUUCACUACCAUCACCGGCAGAUGGCCAGAAGAUCAUGGUGUUGUUCACAACAUGAUGUUUAACUCCACAACCCUCCUGAAAUUGACCCACAAAGCCACUCAGAAUCGCUCAGAAUGGUGGGACAAUGGAGUCAUGCCGUUGUGGAUCACAGCACAGAAUGAGGGCCGGAAAACAGCUUCCUUUCACUAUCCCGGAGGGGGAGCCAAUUACAGUGGCCAGUCUGUGGACCGCUCCUUGGUUGAGUCCUAUGAUCACCCAGACUCCAAUGAAACUGAGUGGCGUGAGAACAUCGACAUCGUUAUGGGCUGGUUCACCAAAGAGAACUUUGACUUUGUCACUCUGUACUACGGGGAACCUGACAAGGUGGGGCAUGCAAAAGGACCCGAACACGAAGACCGAAAAACGAUCAUCAGGCAGAUCGAUCGCACCAUCGGUUAUCUGCUGGAAUCCAUUGACCGGCACGGUCUGACACAGCGCCUGAAUGUCAUCAUCACCUCUGACCACGGCAUGACCACAAUCAAGAAGAAGCCUGACGUGGAUGAGAUCAAGCUCUCAAACUUCAUGUCUUUCGCCAAGUUGGUCCAUUUUGACCUGCUUGACUACGGUGGCUUUGGCAUGAUCAGACCCAAAGUGGGUAAAGAGCAGGAGGUCUAUAAUGCUUUGGUGAAUGCCCAUCCCAAUCUGACAGUUUACAAGAAAGAGGAGAUUCCGGAGAACUUCCACAUCGCCAAAAACAGCAGAAUCCAGCCCAUUGUCGUUGUAGGGGAUCUGGGUUUCAACUUGAACUCGAGACUCAUAUUCUACGUUAACAAAGGCGACCACGGCUUCCACAAUGGAGAGAUGGACAUGAAAACAAUCUUCAGGGCUUUUGGCCCAGAUUUCAAGAAGAAUUACUUAGCUGAGCCCUUCGACAGUGUCAACAUCUACCCACUGAUGUGCAAGCUACUGGGGGUAACCCCUGCCCCAAACAACGGCUCUCUGUCAUUCACAGAGGGCAUGCUGGUGGAUGGCGGAAGAAACCAAAUGUCAUUCAUCCUCGUGGUAGCAAUGGUUUUGCAAGUCUUUCAUCUGGUGUAG
This is a messenger RNA of Megalops cyprinoides (Indo-Pacific tarpon), 1317 nucleotides long. RefSeq lists its product as uncharacterized. The coding region runs from base 1 to 1317 and encodes 438 amino acids. Lineage: Eukaryota; Metazoa; Chordata; Actinopteri; Elopiformes; Megalopidae. The record is from RefSeq and is a predicted model, not a curated record. The transcript is spliced from 5 exons.